Molecule: messenger RNA, 4303 nt
Organism: Tachysurus fulvidraco (yellow catfish)
Lineage: Eukaryota; Metazoa; Chordata; Actinopteri; Siluriformes; Bagridae
Product: neurofilament medium polypeptide-like
Exons: 10
Coding region: 386-3373 (995 amino acids)
Molecular function (GO): GTP binding
Source: RefSeq, a predicted model, not a curated record
AUUUUUAAUAUAAGUUUCGAAAAAUUAAUAAAUAAAUAAAUAAAUAAAUAACUAAAUAAAAUCUUGUAAAUUGUUUAAGGUUUUGCAGUUCUAAUGAAUCAUACUUACAUAUUUCACAUAUUAUAGUUGAGAUGUAUGUUAUAUAAGCGCACUAAAUGAAGAAACUCCGAAAUAUAUUGUUUAUUAUACUAUUUAUUUACUACUAAGUCAAAAUUAUUUAGAAGUACAGGAUUAAAACCAGUUAAAAACACUGACAUGUUUGGUAAUAAAAACACACAGACUUUAAGUCAUCGCGAAAGUGAAAGUUAUGACAAAGUGCAAGAAGGAAGGAAGUUAAAGCAAAAACUCCGUCGGAUAAAAAGCUCCCUGAAGGGGCAAAAGAGAGAUGGCGAAGGAGAAGAAGGAAAUGUCAAGAUUGUCUAUCAUCCUUAUGGGAGAGGAGUGGACAGGAAAGAGCUCAGUUGGAAAUACCAUGCUGGGCCAAAGUGUAUUUAAAGUUGACACUGAUACAGAGCAUGUAACGCAUCGCUUAGGUAUCAUUGAGGGUAGAAAUGUGACUGUGGUAGAUACACCCGGAUGGAUUUCAGAUUGUUACCCAGAUAUCCCACUCAAAACUCUGAAGCAAGGAAACAAUUCAGUAUCAUUUAUGUGUCAAGGGUUCCACAUCCUGCUUCUCACUAUCCCCAUUUCCCAAGACCAAAAUUGGAACCAAAAACUUGUGCAAAGGCUGUCAAAUGCUCUGAGUCUUUUCAAUGCUGAUAUCUGGAAACACACCAUGCUACUGUUCACCAGAUAUGACCUUCUAGAUUCAAAAGGAUUUGAGCAAUACCUGGAAGGUAAUGGGCAGGCCUUCCAGAGCUUGGUGGAAAAGUGUGAGCAGAGGUACCAUGUGCUCAACAAUCGCAAAUGUAAUGAUCGCAAGCAAGUCAGGGAGCUGAUGGAAAAGAUAGAGCAGAUAGUCCAAGUAAACGAUGGUCAGUUAUUGCAACUGGUCACAAGUGAACAGGGAGUGGGCACAUUGAGAGAGAAUGAGAUGGAUACACUGAGACUCAAUGAGCAGUUAAAGAUGGAUGAACCCAUAAGGGGGGAAAGCUGCUUCAGAUUGGAAGACUACAUGUUUAAAUCCCUGAGACCAGAGGGAAAUGAACCACAAAAUCCUACUGAGCAAAAAGAGAUGUCACAUCCAGCUGACAUGCAAAAUGCUGCACCUGAAUCAUCCUACAUCCAAAAUGAAUAUACUAAACCUACACCCGACCUUUGCUCAGAGAGCCCUGCUGAAAUAAACAGAGGUCUGUCUAGGAGCAGUGGUGAUAACAGGGAUCCAGAUGCAAGUACAAGUAAAAAGAAUACUUGUACAGAAGUAGAGGAAGCAUGCAUGGACAGAGAUGGAGAUGGCGAUAAAGAAAAGAACAAAAAACACGUACAGCAUACAACAUUGCAAAAAUACACUCCUCAUCCCUGGGAUGACGUGUGGGACUUGAACAUUACUUGUUCCUUUUAUAAUGUUGUCUCCAAUCAUCAGCAAAUUAUUGUGACUUGCAUUCUUCAGAUUUCUGUCUGCUGGAGAAAAAUAAAACCAUCAUGUCAGACAGAAUGGAUCUCUUUUACAGUGUAUGGUGAUAAUUUGCAAUUUAUCAUGAUUCUGUACCUGUUUGUGACAUAUUUAAUUCUCAGCUAUAAAACCUAUGGAGUACACAAAGAAACAGGUGUUCAGACCAUGAACACACUGGUCUCUGGGUUUGUUGAUCACCAGCAAGAACCAGGCAAAGAAACCCAGGGAGUUUUUCACUCACUGCUGAGGCACAUUGUCAGCAAUAUGCCUAAGCGUUUGGAUGGAGAGAUAACCAAAUGCAGCAAAAUGGUGGAUGUUAAAAAAAUCCCACAACACAGCACCGGCGGUAACAAUGAAGAGAUGAAGCAAAGUGAAGAUGAAGUGCUACUCCAACACAUUCAGAAAGGUGAAGAGCUACGCCAUGUUCAAAAAUAUAUUGAAGAUGAUAAGCUACUCCAACACAUUUGGCAAAGUGAAGAUGAUGAAGAACUUCCCCAACAUGGUAAAAAAGAUGAAGAAGAUGAAGAGCUACCCCUACACAUUCACAAAGAUAAAGAGAAAGACAAAGAGCUACCCCAACAUGUUUACAAACAUGAUGAAAAUGAAGAGCUAACCCAACACGUUCAAGACUAUGAUGAUGAAAAGCUACCCCAAACCAUUCACAAAGGUGAAGAAGAAGAUGCAGUGCUACUUCAACACGUUCACAAAGGUAACGAAGAUGAUCAGCUCACCCAACCUGGCCAGAAAUGUAGAGAAGAUGAUGAAGAGCUAACACAGCAUGGUCAGAAAGUUGAAGAAGAUGAAGCGCUACCUCAACAUUUUUACAAAGGUGUAGAAGGACAUGAUGAAGAGCUACUUCAGCACUUUCACAAAGGUGAGGAAGACGAACAGCUCACCCAACAUGGCCAGAAAUGUAGAGAUGAUGAUGAAGAGCUAACCCAACACAUCCACCAAGGUGAUGAACAGCUAACUCAACACUUUUACAAAGGUGUAGAAGAACAUGAUGAAGAGCUGCCCUAUGUUCAGAAAUAUGAUAAAGAAGAUGAAGAGGCAUUCCAACCAAUUAGCCAAGGUGACGAAGAUGAACAGCUAAUCCACCAUGGGCAGAAGGGUAAAGAAGAUGAAGAACUAACCCAACAUGGUCAGAAAAGUGAAGAUGAUGCUCUACCCCAACACUUUUACAAAUGUGUAGAAGAACAUGACGAAGAGCUACCCUAUGUUGAGAAAUAUCAUAAGGAAGAUGAAGUGGUAUUCCAAAACAUUCGCCAAGGUGAAGAAGAGGAAGAGCUACCCCAACCCAGUCACAAAGACGAAGGUGAAGAGCUACCCCAACCCAGCCAGAAAGCUGAAUGUGAAGAGCUACUCCAACAUAUUCACAAAGAAAAUGAAAAAGAUGAAGAUGAACUACCCCAACAUGGUGAAACAGAGCAACCCCAAAGCACUGACAAGGGUGAAGAAGAGAAAUCUCCAAAAAUCAAAGGUGUUAAUGAAGCGAUAUCCCAUCAGAGCAAGAGGGGUCAUAAGAAAGAACCACCCCAGCAGGACUAUAAGGAGGAUGAUGAAAAUAUGCUCCAACAAAAAAAGAGGGCUGUUGAUGACCAUACACUCCAACAUAGCAUAAAGGAGGAGGAAAAACAGAUGCUCCAAAAUAACAAAAGAGAUUAUGAAGUGAAGGACCAACAGAGAAAUGAGAAGAGAUACUUAAACUUAAGAGAAACAGCACUAGGUGUAGGGAUGGAAAAUGGGGACACAGAAAAGACAUCAAUAACAAUGCAGACACCAAGGAUGGAGAAGAGAACCCAAACCAGAGACAGCAUGUAGAAAGACGUCAACAGUCUCCUGAGACAAAAGUAUCGUCCUCAUCCAGAUUAAAUCAUAAAGGUGUCAGAAUAAUUGAAACAACAUUAGAUAUGAAAAGAGUGGAAUUCGGGAAGAGAAGAAAAUCCGUGAAAAGUCAGGAUGCUGGAGAAGAGGACACAAGACAUUAUGAAAACAUAAUUAGUAAAAGGAGAAGAACUAAGAGCCUGGAACGAUUUAUUGCAUUUACCAGUGCUGGAGAAGAAGAUACAAAACAACACCAAGAUAUUUUGAAACUUAGGAGAACCAAAAGUCUGGAACGAUUUGAUACAUUUAACAUUUAAUUCCAGGUGCUGGAGAAGAAGAUACAAAACCACAUCAAGAUAUUUUGAAACUUAGGAGAACCAAGAGUCUGGAAUGAUUUGAUACAUUUAACAGUGCUGGAGAAGAAGAAACAAAACCACAUCAAGAUAUUUUGAAACUUAGGAGAACCAAGAGUCUGGAAUGAUUUGAUACAUUUAACAAUGUUUGAAAACCAAGAUAUUGAAAACCAAGAUGUUUGGAAAACAAACUGCAUUUGAUUUCAUCCUAAAAACUUUUAGAACAAGAAAAUUUCUUUAAAAAAUCUUAUUUAAUCUUUAAAAUAAGAAGUGAGUCAAAAGAUUAUUCUUGCACUUAAUAAAGUCAUGAUGCUCGUUAUGUGAAAUAUAGAGAUAUACUGAAAAAGUUCUUACCUCGAGCUCUAUAACAUAUGAGCAGCAGAAUGAUGGUCACCAGCAGAUACGGAGAGGCCGUCACCACACUACAGAUCAGCAUGAGCACUGAGAAUGGAGCUUCUACACCUGAAGGACAUGAAGCAGAAUAAAAGAAUAAUUAUAAUCAUGUUUAUUUCAUUCUGAACUGUUUAGAUGUUUUAGCUCAAUCUGCAGUACAAAUAAAUUAAUUUAUACCGUG